Messenger RNA from Erigeron canadensis, 1806 nucleotides. RefSeq lists its product as uncharacterized. Gene Ontology annotation, molecular function: protein binding. Bases 1 to 1683 code for a protein of 560 amino acids. Lineage: Eukaryota; Viridiplantae; Streptophyta; Magnoliopsida; Asterales; Asteraceae. The record is from RefSeq and is a predicted model, not a curated record. The transcript is spliced from 4 exons.
AUGCCAACGCUAACCGGACAACAGCUAGGCGAAGCACCAAGAUACAAUCAUCCAUGUGGGCAUCUACUUGAUAGCGGAAGAAGAGAAGAGUAUAUCAACAUAUGUGUCCCUCUGUAUCGAGCAUCAAGUAAAGGAGAUUUGAAAGCUGCGAGAGCCAUUCUCGAGGGUCAUGAAUAUCUGGUACGGUAUAGUAUCACUGAAAAGAAGGAAACACCGCUUCAUGUGGUAGCAGCGGUGAAUAACUCUGAGUUUGUGAGGUAUCUUGUGGGCAUGAUGAGUGAGGACGAUUUGGAACUGCAGAAUGAAGAGGGCAACAAUGCCUUGUGUGUAGCAGCUAUAACUGGAAACCGUAUAACAGCCAUGAUUAUGGUCCAGAAGAAUUGUCAACUGCUUACAGUCCGUGGUAGUGGGAACAUGAUGCCACUAUACCUCGCUGCGUAUCACUAUAGAUAUGAUACAAUGCUUUAUCUUUAUGAGCACUCUCAACGAAUGUCAAGUCUUGGUUGGACGGAUGACGACAGAAAUAGUGUUUUUUUGAAGUGCAUUGAGAUUAAUUGCUUCGACGCAGAACACGCAAAUUUAGGGUAUUAUGCAACUGCAAGGGAAAGACGUGAAGCAGCCAGACACUUGCUACUGACUGAAAAGAGCAGUAAAGCAGCCACACAAUUACUAAGGAGAAUUUGGAAAAAAAUUGUUAAAAAGAAUAAGGAUGAAAUUGAUAUAAUACUCCGAGGCCCCGUGGCUGAAAUGGAUACGUACCCUUGUCAAAUACUGUUUGUUGCUGCAGAAACCGGAAACGCAAACUUUUUGUUUGAGCUUAUCCGCGAAUAUCCUGAUCUUAUAUGGAAGACAGAUGAUGCCGGACGAACCAUCUUUCACAUUGGUCUCAGUCGUCACCAUCAUGAUAUCUUCAAUCUAUUAGUUUAUGAGAUAGGAGCACCCAAUAAGGAUACAAUAACUCGACUCAAAGAUAAACAUGGCAAUACUUUGUUGCAUUCAGUUUCAAGUAAUACCAGGAAAAAUCCGUAUGAGCAUCUGAUGGGAGCCUCUGCUCAAUUGCUGCAUCAACAGGUCUGGUUCCAGCGAGUACGGUUUAUGCUGCCUCCUUUCUGUGGUCAACUGAAGAAUGCAGCUGACCAAACUCCGUAUGAAGUAUUCAAUCAUAACCACAAAGAUCUGAUUGACAAAGCAGAUAAAUGGGUGAAAGAAACAAGCAAUCAAUCCAUGUUGGUGGCCACACUUAUAACCACUAUUUCGUUUACAGCAGCUUUUACAAUUCCCGGUGGAUAUAAUCAAAACACUGGCUUUCCUAUGUUUCUCCGAGAUAUACCCUUCACGGCAUUUGUCAUAUUCGAUGCCAUUUCUUUUAUCUCGUCUUCACUUUCAAUCCUAAUUUUCUUACCCAUCAGCUUCUCUCGUUAUUCUGAACAUGGUAGCUUCCACACUAAAUUUGCGAUAGGUUUUCUAGCACUGUUAUUUUCUAUCACCACUUUGAUGGCUGCUUUUAGUGCUAGUUUCUUCGUAUUAUACCAUAACAAGCUGCCGAUUAUUAUGAGCUCACUUGCUACUUUACCAAUCAUUAUAUUCUUUCUCAUGGAAAGUAGGUCGUUUACGAGGGAUGUGCUGACUAUAUCAUUUGAGUUUAUGACCCCUAGGUCGAAGAAACGGAUGCCUUACAACUAGAAGGUUCUAAAUGUUGUCACUGUGAUUACUUUUAAAAUCUUGAGUUCCAGUUAAAGGAUUUCUUUAAUCAAGGUCAUUUAUAAAGAUGAGCUUGAUGAUGUCGAUGCAUGGUAAUUUAUUAAA